AUGCUCAGCGUUUGCGUCGUCGUCGUCUGCGGUGACGGUGAAGGCUGUGGUUGGCGGCGGUGGAGGUGCGAAGGGAUGCGAAGUGACGGCGGAAAUCCGAAGAGAUAUUAUUCGUCAAAACGUUACGACGGCGCAUGCGCCACCGCACACACGUACACCUUCAGCGGCGGAGGUGGCCCACCGGCGUCCACACGCCCGGCGGGCGAGCGGUCGGAGCGCAGCAACCGUAGCCGCUGUAAAGGGGCCACAAUACGCGCGCGCCAUCGAAUGUACACCCCGCCGACACCGCCUCCACCACCCACGUCCACCGCCGACGAUAACGGCCACCCGAUAGUUUUAUUUAGAACUAUGCCGCCGCGCACUGUUGCGCCGACGACUGUUUUGCCGUUUUAUUUUUUUAUCGUCCCGUUUCUCGUCUUGUCUCUAUAA
Messenger RNA from Macrosiphum euphorbiae (potato aphid), 429 nucleotides. The record is from the annotation of a GenBank genome assembly. NCBI's taxonomy places the organism in Eukaryota, Metazoa, Arthropoda, Insecta, Hemiptera, Aphididae.